Mytilus trossulus (common blue mussel) is the source of this 1585-nucleotide messenger RNA. RefSeq names its product acetylcholinesterase-like. Lineage: Eukaryota; Metazoa; Mollusca; Bivalvia; Mytilida; Mytilidae. Bases 17 to 1585 code for a protein of 522 amino acids. The record is from RefSeq and is a predicted model, not a curated record. The transcript is spliced from 11 exons.
AUCACCAAAGAACAAAAUGUCUAGGUGUUUUAUCUUGUUGAUUUUUGUUUUUAGUACGUCCCAGUGCUUUCCUACAUGCAUAAGAAAAACACUUUAUGGAAAAGUCCGCGGAAAAAUUACUCUCCGCGUCCCGCAAGUAGAAGUGGAGGAAUAUCUUGGUGUUCCAUAUGCAUCUCCUCCGACGGGUUUUUUACGUUACAAGAGACCGCAGAAGCCUAUAAAAUGGAAUCCUCGCAUUUUAGAAACAACCAAUCUUCCACCAGCAUGUCCCCAGUUGGAAGUGGACUCCGUACAAUUUCAUAAGCCAGGGUUUAACAACUUUAACGAAGAUUGUUUAUAUAUGAAUAUUUAUGUACCAAGAGUCAAUAAAAGGGCAUUGCCGAUUAUGUUAUUUAUACAUGGAGGUUCUAAUAGAAAAGGAAUGGGAGCUAUGUUCGAUGGUGACAUUUUAGCUGCACAUGGAGAAAUAAUUGUUAUCACAUUCAAUUUUAGACUCGACAAUCUAGGAUUUUAUGCUGAUCCAAGUAAUGGUGUAAAAGGCAACAAUGGUCUUAUCGAUCAAGUAUUGGCUAUGAAAUGGAUACAAAGAAAUAUCAAGUAUUUCAAUGGUGAUCCGUCUAAAGUUACCUUAUAUGGACAUAGUGCUGGAGCUGGGGAUGCUGGUCUUCAUUUGUUAUCAGAUUUGACCAAAGGUUUAUUUAGAAAUGCCAUAAUCCACAGCGGAGCACCAAUUUCGCACUGGUUUCUUUCAACGUGUAUACAAACCAGUAGAGAAUCAAAAACUCCAGAAAACUGUCGACCAGGUACCAGUUUGAUCACAACAGAGCAACAAAAGGAGAAUUGGGUUGUCGUUGAUGGGGAAUUUCUAAAAGGCAGUCCCGAAAAACUUUUUACUUGCGGGAAAUUCCACUCUGGAUCAGUAUUAUUAAUGAUGUCCAGGGAUGAAGGACAUCCAUUAGAUAUAUCAACAUAUAAAGAACUAGAUUUAGACCAGACAAUCGGAUGGUAUGCGAAAAAUCUGUUUGCAGAAAGACCAGAUUUUACAGAUAAUGUAAAAAAAGAAAUAAAAAUCUGGGAGACAAUGAAUCUAUCAAGAUAUCCUCAAGCAUUGCAAGUCAGAGCAGAUGUUGGAGUCUUCGUGCCAAUGAUGAAGACCGCAGACAUGAUUUCUGAAAGGCAAAAGAACGUUUACACUCUCAGUUUUGAUUAUGUCUCUCAAAACGUUCCUGGGCCUGAAUGGAUAGGAGUACAGCAUGGGUGGGAUAUAUUUUAUGUAUUUGGUGUACCGACGGUAGGACAUCCAAAGUUCUCAUAUACAGCACGUGAUGCAGAGGUUUCUAAAGUGACGAUGCAACUAAUCAGCAAUUUUGUCAAAGAAGGGAAUUGGAGAUCCUGUGAUUUGAAAUUGAGGAAGUACAAUGCGGAGAAAAAGUCAAUCAACAAACUGGAUUAUGUCAAUGGCAAAACAGUCGUGACAAACGAAAUCAACUUCAAACAACCAAGACUUGACUUUUGGUACAAAUAUUUGUUUCCGUUUAAUUUCAAAUGUCCCCAUAGCUAUAAAGCAUACAAAGGUUAUAUUUAA